UAUGUAUUCACACACGAACGAACACGAGAAAAGCUAAUUUAAGUACCCCAUUUAACUAACUUACAUAAGCUAACUAGAUACACAAAAUUGGAAGAUCCGAGCAGUGGUAGUUGAGAAUAUUGGGAAUGGGUAGAUUAUCAUUGUUAUGGGCGUCCACUGAAGCCGCGGCAAUGGCAGUGGGAGUGAGUUACUGCUUGCUGCUGGCGAUGAGUGGGGCUGCUGCUGCCGCCAUACCAAAAUGCAUCGAUGGGGAGAGAGAAGUGCUCCUCAAGUUCAAGCACAGCGUUUUUGACGGGAACGGCGAGCUACGCUCUUGGGGCAACCGCAGUGAAGAUUGCUGCCGUGACUGGGUGGGGGUUAGGUGCGAUGACGCUACUGCCCAUGUCACCCACAUUCAUCUUUAUUUUAAGAACCUGUCCGCGAAAGUUGGUAUGUAUAUGACCAGCCUUCCUUUCUUUGAGCUGCGCUAUUUGAAGUAUUUGGAUCUUAGCUAUAACCCGGGCUUGCUGGCAAACCAGAGCAUCUCAUCAUUGAUUGGGAACAACACUAUGGUUUACCUUCAAUAUCUAAGUCUUAAUCGAACUGGAAUUGUUGGAACCAUUCCUCAAAAUUUUGGAAACACCAUGCCUGCCCUUACAUAUCUUGAUCUCAGUUGGAAUAGCUUAGAAGGCUACAUUCCUGACACACUCGGGAAGAUGGUUAAGUUGACUUACCUUGACCUGGCAUCGAACCAGUUGGAAGGUCGCAUUCCUGAAGCUCUAGGGAAUAUCUCUGUCCUUGAACACCUUGGUCUUCGAGCGAAUAGGCUUGAUGGAGAAAUCCCCAAAUCCAUCUGGAACAUAUGCACUCUGCAAGGCCUGAACAUGGGAUCCAACCGUCUUAAUGGAAGCCUAACCAUAUUGACAUUAUGCUCAAAUCACCCUCUCCGGACACUAAACUUAUACAGCAACCGAUUCACAGGACUAUUUCCCAAUCUCACGAUCUUCCCCUCUUUGGAUGUAUUAUCUUUGUCGGAUAACCUCCUAGAUGGAGUCAUUUCUGAACAUCACUUUCUUAACCUCUCCAAACUAACCUACCUGGACUUAUCUUCAAACAAUUUCACUUUCAAUGUCUCCUCUGCUUGGCUUCCUCCUUUCCAAUUGCAAUACAUAUACCUUAGUUCUUGCAAGUUGGGCCCAGAGUUUCCGAAUUGGCUUAGAACUCAAGCCAACUAUACGGAGCUUGACAUUUCCAAUAACGCCAUCUCCGAUUCAAUCCCCUCCUGGUUUUGGAAUACACCUAUUACCCGCUUUUUGCGAAUUAAUCUUUCUAAUAACGGAAUCAAGGGAAUAAUUGCAAUUGGCGCUCAAGCAUUAAUCCGCGGUGGUAUACUAGAUAUGCGUUUCAAUCAAUUAGAAGGUGUCAUUCCACCCUCUUUCUUCAACAUGGCUGUACUGCACCUUUCUCAGAAUAAAUUCACCGGCCUCAACUCCUUAUGUGACAUUGAGGCACAUGCCGGUGUGGAGCUUUUGGAUAUGUCAUACAAUCAACUCUCAGGAACUCUUCCGGAUUGCUGGUCAAGUCUUUCUAGCCUGAAAGUUCUCAAGUUGGGAAACAAUCACAAUCUAUCAGGAACUCUUCCAACUUCCAUCGGUUCAUUGACUUCCUUAAAGGCAUUGCAUCUUGAACAUAACAAAUUUACAGGCCCUCUACCUUCAUCCAUGAAAAACUGCUCCAGCUUGGUAUCUUUUGAUCUGGGACACAACGAUUUGUUUGGACCAAUACCAGAUUGGGUGGGUGAAAGUCUAACACAACUUGUGAUACUUGUGCUAACAUCGAACAACUUCCAUGCAAGUGUACCCACAAGUUUGUGCCAUCUCCAGUCUCUUCAGCUGUUAGACCUUUCCAUGAACCACAUCUCGGGGACUCUUCCCAACUGUCUUUCUAAUCUCACUCAAAUGAUGACUGUAUUAAAAGGAGAUGACAUUGCCUACAUUUCUUAUGAGUUAUCCUUCAAUUUCUCUGUUUCAAAUUAUAAUAUUUACGGUGCAUCCAUGGGCGAAGUUGAGAAAAUAGAAUUUGUAUGGAAAGGUAUGAUCAAUGAAUUUGGAAGUAUAUUAGGUUAUGUGCAGAGCAUUGAUCUAUCAUCCAACAUGUUAAGUGGUGACAUUCCAACUGAAAUCACAUCGCUCAUUGGGUUGGCCUCGUUGAACUUAUCACGAAACAAUCUAAAGGGGCAGAUUCCUUCGAGGAUUGGUAACUUGGCACAUUUAAAUACUCUUGAUUUGUCUAGUAACCAUUUGUCUGGUAGCAUUCCUCAAAGCCUUGCCCUGAUUUACGGGAUAGGGGAUCUCAAUGUGUCCAACAAUAACUUAUCUGGAAGAAUUCCCAAAGGCACACAACUUCAGAGCUUUAAUGCAAGUGUAUACAUGGGGAAUCCCGCGCUAUGUGGAGAUCCACUUCCCAAUAGCUGUGUAGGAGAAGAGUCAACUUAUCCUUCUCCUCCUGGAUCCAGUGAAGGAGAAGAAGAUAAGCUUUUUGGGAGUGAGUUUUACGCAAGCCUGGGGGUCGGAUAUGUUGUUGGGUUUUGGGGAGUUCUCGGGACAAUGCUAUUUAAUAGGUCCUGCAGGUUUGCAUUUUUCAAUAUCCUCGGCGAUAUUGCAAAUUGGACAUAUGUCAUGGCUGCAACGCACAAGGAAAAGUUCCUGAGAUCACUUGCUGGUUUACAGGGUGAUGAGGAGGAGUUUGGUGCUUCAGGGAAUCAGGGUAAAAAUAAAUCACUCAAAUGCAGCAGAUUUGAUUGAUGAGGAGGAUAUCAUAUUUAUAGGCAAUAAAGUUUUGUUUUUGUUUACAUUUUAUUAACUAGGUGUAUUAAGUCAUCAUCUCCGACGUUCAAAAAAAAAAAAAAGUCAUCAUCUCCAUGAGGAGGAGUUUGGUGCUUCAGGGAAUCAGGAUAAAAAUAAAUCACUAAGAUGCAGCAGAUUUGAUUGAUGAGGAGGAUAUCAUAUUUAUAGGCAAUAAAGUUUUGUUUUUGUUUACAUUUUAUUAACUAGGUGUAUUAAGUCAUCAUCUCCAUGAGACUUUUUCUGCUUAAUAUUUUUGUGAUCGUUUUAGAUAAAAAUAAUAGAAUUAGUAUAUACUCCUUGAAUAUUCUUAUUACUUUACCUUGUACUAAUUUGUAAAGCUUUUAAGCAUAGAUAGAAGAAUAAUCAUUUAAAUGAUUCUGCUAGGGCCUACUACUACAAGUGCUGCAAUUUUCAUCCCUUCGAGUCUUUGACACAAUCACGUACAGUAAAAGCUUCCUUCCUAACCUAAUAAGCUUCCCAUUGUACUCAGCAGAAGACAGGUUUAGGGCUUUAAAUAUUUGCAGGGUGAUGUGAAAGAGUUUGGAAUUUCAGGGGAAAAAUAAAUCACUCAGAGGAUGAGAGGAGUAUUAAGAUGCAGCACAUUUGAUUGAUGAGGAGGAUCUCGUUUAUAUAGGCAAUAAAGUUUUGUUUUUUGUUUCCAUCAUCUCCAUGACACGUUUUUCUGUUUAGUCUAUUUGUGAUCUGUUAGACUAAAAGUAUUAGAAUUAAUAUACUCCUUGAAUACUCAAAGUACUUUGUACUAAUUUGUAAAGCUUUUAAGCUUAGAUAGAAGAAUAAUCAUUUUAAUGAUUCUGCAAUCAUUAAAAUGAUUGCAAUCUUCAUCCAUUUGACAAAAUCACUUACAGUAAAAGCUUCCUUCCUAACAUCAAUAAGCUUAUUAUCAUUUAUCAAUACUCAGCAGAAGACAG
Molecule: messenger RNA, 3754 nt
Organism: Cuscuta epithymum
Lineage: Eukaryota; Viridiplantae; Streptophyta; Magnoliopsida; Solanales; Convolvulaceae
Source: the annotation of a GenBank genome assembly